Molecule: messenger RNA, 1142 nt
Organism: Dendrobium catenatum
Lineage: Eukaryota; Viridiplantae; Streptophyta; Magnoliopsida; Asparagales; Orchidaceae
Exons: 1
Coding region: 30-920 (296 amino acids)
Source: RefSeq, a predicted model, not a curated record
CCUACACUCUCUCUGCGGAAUUUCGUCAAAUGACUCAGGUGGACCUUGAGACGCUCCUCUGUGGGGGCGACGUCAAGGUGGCAUGCGAGACCAUGAUCGGCGGCGAGGAUGCGGCGGCGAAGCGGGCGGAAGAAGAUCCGGACAUGCCGGCGGAGUCUAUUCAGAUUCGGAUCGGGGAGGAAAUCGAUUGGACUGACAUCAACGCGGUUUACGAACGGGAUGAUUCGACAAAGGGGAACACGAAUCCUAAAUCCCAGCAUCCGAAUCAGAAGCAGCAGCAACAGCCGCCGUCCAACUCCCAGCGCUUCUCCGGCAAUCUGAAGCCGAAAGCCCCAAUCAUCGCCCUCCCCAACAAAAUUCGCCACUCUAGUUAUCUCGGCGCCAGCGCCCGCCGCCUCCCCAAAGGCCGGACGUUACUCAAGAAGAAACGGGGAGGCGGGGAUCGGAAAUCAGCCCUUCCGCCGCCUGAACCUGGAUCGCCCAAGGUUUCCUGUUUCGGAAAAGUGCUCUCAGAUAGGGAAAGAGAGAGGAGUCAUCACAUCCGGUCGGUGUUCGCGCCCUCGACAGUGGAUGAUAAGGACUGGAAGCAUCGACGAUCCGGCGGGUGCUUUGCGAGGCUGAUAGGGUUUUUCCGAUGCCGCCGACCGUCGACUCAUCGGGAGUCUGAAGAGGAUGAAGAGGAGGCAUCGACGCCACCAGAAAAGAUUGUGUCCUGGUCGGGACGUCCGUCGGCGGCGACGGCGAUGGAGGGAUCUUCGGUGGCUACGCCGGCGGGGCUCGGGGCGGUCCGGCGGUUUUCUUCAGGAAGACGCCCGGCUUCGUGGGGAGGAGACGGGGACUUUGACGGGCAGAUGCACGUGACAUCGGCUUCUGCGCCGUUAGAUCAGGAGGGGACGAUAGGCAGGCGGUCGGUUGGGUGAAUGGUGUUUGGUAGAUGCGGAUUGUGUUUGGUAGUGCGUUUGAUUAAGUUGGUCUAGCUGAGUAAUGGAAACUUACAUUGUUUUUAAAUUAUUGGUGAAUAUUUUUCAUGAUUCAGGUUUUUUGUCUGUUUUGUAAAUUGUAAAAUGGGCUUUUGAGAUUAUUCCAUGUAUUAAAAUCACGAAAUUGGUUGGGAUGGAACUCUUUCUUCUGUGCUAACUAAU